This is a messenger RNA of Racocetra fulgida, 255 nucleotides long. The record is from the annotation of a GenBank genome assembly. Lineage: Eukaryota; Fungi; Glomeromycota; Glomeromycetes; Diversisporales; Gigasporaceae.
AUCCUUGAUUCAUUGGCUGCAAUUGCUAUUAUUAUUGCGCAUACAAACACCAGUAGUUUGCCUAAAGAUGAUAUAGAAUUGAUAAUUAUUAAUGUCUUGAUAAUUGUUUUUAUGGUUAAAGAAGAAAAAGUUGCUCAUUCAACAAAUAAUGCUUCGGAAAGUAAUGAUCCUUCAGCGCAUAAAAUUUCUAAUGGUAAUACUUCUCCAGAACAUGAGACACCAUUACGCACUGUCAGUGUUGCUGAGGAGUGCUAA